AUGGCGGAGGCAUUUCCAAGUCCGCGUAAGCGACGCCGCCUCCUCCAGGAGUCGGAGGUCAAUGAAGGGGAUAUGGAAAUUGAACACUACGUCCAUCGAACUGAUCCAUUUCGAAGCAUUAGCUUCCCGAAUUCCGAUCCGACAGCCCUUAACGUCACCACCAUGACCGCUGAGGAAGAUCCUACACAACAUUUGCACCGUGACAUCUUCAACACCCUCGACCAGUAUGGUCUGUCAGCGAAGUCACUUUUUCAUAUGUUGAAUGCAACUAUCCCCGGUGCCAGCUUUCCUCUGCUUCGCGUUGUUGUUGCGGGUGAUCAUUCGGCUCUAGUGCCCCUAGGGUCCAUCAAAGACAAUCUUACUACCCUUCUCGACAACCAUAGCCUUCCACAGAUCCAGGUGGAGGUGAUCAACGGGGACCACUUUUAUGUCCCUACUUUGUUCCCGAUCCACUCAACAGCCGAGCUUGCCAUUGCGUUUCACCAUCUUAAGGAUGAGAUCGUCCGGCUUCUCGACGAGACUCUUGGAACCAAAUGGCAACUGGUUUGUCCAUUCAACAUUGGCAGGGAUUCCCGUUCCGCGCGGCCAGCCCUUGUUGGUGUUCUACCCUCAACAAAUGCAAACUGGUAUCAGCUCCAAGCCCACCUGACGCAUCAACUUACAUCACACAUCCCUCCUAUUUUUACAGACAUCGAGUUCCUCCCUGGGAAACUUAGCCUCCUUGGGGAGGGUGAUCCUGUCUCAUUUAAAGAUCGCGUCAAAGGUCCUAAGGAUAUUCAGAUGGGACGUUCAAUCGGCGUUCGAGGAGGUAAUAACGCUGGUACCUUAGGAGGCUUUGUCGCGGUUACAUAUGACGGCGAAACGCACCGUGGCCUCCUGACCAACUACCAUGUUAUGCGCCCCUCCCCUCCAUAUGCUAACCUUGAUACAAUCAAUCGUGAGGGCGUAUCUCCUCUCUCGCCUAUCCCCUUCCAGGGGGCAAUCAGUAUAGAAUCUCUAGCCAGGAUAGACCGUGACUAUACCCUGACCGAUCUUGACGACCAACUACAAGCCCUGGAGACACAGAAGGCUCGGGUCGUAGACUUCAUCCGGCAACGGCAGCUCACUAGCGAUGCACCUCGCGCAUCCUCCCAACAACAGCUUGAAGCCGUUGAAACCUGGGAGAAAACUCUGAUUGCAACGCGCCCAGUCAUCCAGGCGAUGCCACACGUCCUAGGUGACGUCUAUUCUGCGUCGGGCCUCUUAGUCCAUGGCCGACGUGUUAUUGAUUGGGCUUUCGUCGAGCUAACCCCGGAGGCCGAGGAGCGCUUCUUUAGGCCCAACCGAAUGCCCGAAGUCCCAAGGAACCAGAUGCCUCGAAGCGGCCCCUCCGGUCCACCUCCGGCUCUAGUCGCAGCAGGUACCCGUCUCGACGAAUUUAGCUCGUUACAGGAAGACACGUACUAUAUCAAACAAGGGCGCACCACCGACGUCACAGGUGUAGUGUGCAACGGUGUGCUGUCUGUUUGCAAAUGGGCGACACGAUACGAUAUCAAUAGUAAUACCGUCGACAGCAAAGAUCUUCGUACGGAGGAAUUCAUGAUAAUAGGUAUCCAAGAUCGCUUUAUUGAGUUUGGUGACUCUGGCUCAUUUGUCGUGGAUUCGACCGGGGCCGUUGCGGGCCUCGUAUUCGCCGAAUUCAAACACAACCUCCAGGCUGUCGGACUCGCAUUAACAGUCCCGGAUCUUAUGGACACGAUGAAGGGUCGACUUAAAGGUCCCGUCUCUCUCCGUCUCCCAUAA
Molecule: messenger RNA, 1782 nt
Organism: Penicillium psychrosexuale
Lineage: Eukaryota; Fungi; Ascomycota; Eurotiomycetes; Eurotiales; Aspergillaceae
Exons: 1
Coding region: 1-1782 (593 amino acids)
Source: RefSeq, a predicted model, not a curated record